UGCAGGUUGGUGUCUUUCUGUUUUGUUUUUAGCUGUGGAGACGCAGCUGCUGUUGUUAAGCAGCUCUGUUGGCUGAGGGACGAGUGGAUACAGCGCUGCAUGCUGCAGAUCGCAGGAUGGACUCCAGCGGGAAACCCUCCACUGCACAGAUCGUGGUUUUAGCCACCAGCUCGGCCUUGACUGCAGUCUUCUAUUCAAUAUACAGGAGCAAAGCUACAACAGUCGCCAGAUUAAAGGAAGCCAAGAAAGUAUCCAUUGACCAGGAUUUGAAAAACAUUCUGUCUGAAACUCCUGGAAGAUGUGUCCCAUACGCUGUCAUAGAAGGUGUUGUGAGAACUGUGAAGGAGACUCUGAACAGCCAGUUUGUAGAUAAUUGCAAAGGUGUCAUUGAAAGACUGACCCUGAAGGAGGAAAAGAUGGUGUGGAAUCGCACCACUCACCUCUGGAACAACACAGAGAAAGUCAUCCACCAGCGCACAAACACAGUCCCAUUUGCUCUCGGCUCUCAUGACGAAGACAUCGCCGCCACGAUACGAAUCGUACGUCCACUAGACGCUGCAGAGUUGGACCUGGAGACCACCUACGAGAACUUCCACCCCACAGUCCAGUCCCUGUCCAAUGUUAUCGGCCACUUCAUCAGCGGCGAACGACCCAAGGGCAUCCACGAAACUGAGGAGAUGCUCCGGGUGGGAGACAGCGUCACAGGAAUAGGAGAGCUGGUCCUGGACAACAAUCUGAUCAAGCUCCAACCUCCAAAACAGGGCUUUCGAUAUUUCCUCUCCCGUCUGGACUACGAUUCUCUUCUGAGGAAGCAAGGGAACGGCGUCAGACUGUGGAGGAUCCUGACCGUCGUCUUUGGUGUUGCAGCCUGCUCCACGCUCUUCUUCAUCCUGUGGAAGCGAUACGUGCACCACAAGCAGAGCAAGAAGGAGAGGACCAUGCUCGAGGAGUUCAAGGAGCAUCAGAGGAAGCGUAUGCGUGAUCUCAACAUCGAGGAAGGCAGCGUGUCACCCACCAGCUGUACUGUUUGCCUGAGCCGGGAACGGUCCUGCGUGUUUCUCGAAUGUGGUCACGUGUGUGCCUGCGCCCAGUGCUACGAGGCCCUGCCAGUGCCAAAGAAAUGCCCCAUCUGCAGGGCAGUUAUAGACAGGGUAGUGGCUCUCUACAACAGCUAAUGUGGGACACUCAGUGAUAAAAAUGCUUCCUCAUCAAAAGACUUUCUCGAUCACGGUAGCCUCAGAAAUAUAUCAUUCAAAUCUGUUCCGUCAGGCUUGAAAAGGGUAUUGUCUGUACUUUUUGUACUUUGGUCUUUUUUUUGUUUUUGUUU
Scomber japonicus (chub mackerel) is the source of this 1327-nucleotide messenger RNA. It is a transcript of the gene mul1, whose product is annotated as mitochondrial E3 ubiquitin protein ligase 1b. Lineage: Eukaryota; Metazoa; Chordata; Actinopteri; Scombriformes; Scombridae. Gene Ontology annotation, biological process: protein ubiquitination; organelle organization. The transcript has 5 exons. Gene Ontology annotation, molecular function: ubiquitin-protein transferase activity. The record is from RefSeq and is a predicted model, not a curated record. Gene Ontology annotation, cellular component: mitochondrion. Bases 117 to 1175 code for a protein of 352 amino acids.